AUGUCGGAAGAGAAAGGGAAGAAGCCGGCACGGAAUCGGGACAAGACGGGCGGCAAACAUAAGCCGGCGAAGAGGAAGGCGAAGGCGGAAGAGGAGGAGGAGGAGGAGGAGGAGGAGGAGGAGGAGGAGGAGGAGGAGGAGGAGGAGGAGGAGGGGGAGGAGGAGGAAGAGCAUGGACGCCGGGGUCAUGGCAUCCGCCGAGACAGGUCUGGCGAUGGGCUUGGGUGGGUGGGCGAGAUCAAGAUUAAGGGCCAGAAUCGGUACAUCGGCAAGUCGCGCGAGAAGAUGGAGCUGGCCUACGAGCACGCGAUUGCGUACUUGCUCUACGACGGCUACGUGAGCAAGGUGCUGACAAAGGAGCUCACCGUCUUGAAGCCGGGGCAGUUGGAUGAAUGGAAGGCGGUAAGGGAGGAGCUCAGGUUCCUGUCGACCGGGAUGUGGACGGUGAUGUGGGCCAGAGGCUUGUGCCAUCCGAGAGCAAGGUUCGACGAUAUACUCGGCAGGUACCGUGGGUACGCGAGCUCGGGUGAUGCGCUUCAUGACGUGCUCUGGCCGGCGAUAUGGUUCCCCAUCAUCGAAGACACGGAGGCAGGCAAGGCGGAGACAACCGCUCUCUUGUCGGCGAUGGUAAAUCGCGUGUCGAUGUGCGCGGUGUAUGGGAAGGUUGCGGCGAGCGUGGCGUUUGGGAAGGUCGACGCGAGCGCGGAGGGGAAGGCGGGUGAGAACGCGGAGAUGGAAGGCGUGGAGGGUAAGGCGGACGAGAAGACGGAGAUGGGGGCCCAGGCGUUAGCGGCCUCUGCAUGCGCCCUCUGGUGCUACAUGUCGACGGGUGCGUCGGUGCUCGGUGCUGUGGGCGAAGGGAAGGCGGCCGCGAUGGUGGCAGGUGCAGGGGAGGAGAGGUCCGAGCGCUUCAAGAAGGUCAUGCACUUGGUUUUCGACUUUGCAAAAAGUCGGAAGGCUCCCGCGGGGGAGGUUGCACAUAACGUCGCGCCAGAGCUGCAGCGCUAUGGAGUGGCCAGGGCCUUCGAGGCGGGAAUUGAGGAAGUCGAGGCCGACAUGAUCGCAAGAGCGACGGUCGAGACCUUGGCGUUCUGGGGAAUGUGCCCCGUCGCCGGGCCCAAGCUCAAAGCGGAGGGCAUCGAUGUGCCGUGUGACGCGAAGAUGGAGUACGAUUUGGAGCACAGGGGGAGGAAGGGUGAGAAGGUCAAGCAGGGCAAGGGCAGCAAGAGGAAGAAGACGAAGGCGGAGAAGCAGGCGAAGGACAGUACGGAUGCGUAG
Molecule: messenger RNA, 1278 nt
Organism: Closterium sp. Yama58-4
Lineage: Eukaryota; Viridiplantae; Streptophyta; Zygnematophyceae; Desmidiales; Closteriaceae
Source: the annotation of a GenBank genome assembly